Molecule: messenger RNA, 594 nt
Organism: Monoraphidium neglectum
Lineage: Eukaryota; Viridiplantae; Chlorophyta; Chlorophyceae; Sphaeropleales; Selenastraceae
Exons: 7
Coding region: 1-594 (197 amino acids)
Source: RefSeq, a predicted model, not a curated record
AUGGGCUUGAACGGCUUCCCGUCGUGCGACCCGCCAUGCAGCAGCGGCAGCGAUGCCGGCGUCGCGGCCGGCAGCUGCACGGCGGAGCCGCGGCUGUGCGGGCCGCCGACGUCCGCGUUUGUAUCCGUGGGCUGGCGGCCAGAGGCGAUCGUGGAUUCGCUACUGCACCCCCUGAAGCAGGAGAUGCGCACCAACAUCAACGACCCCGCGAAAGCGGAGGCGCUGCGCCGCGCCUUUGGCUUGUCCUCUGGGCAGUCCCUGCUCGCCCAUUUCCUCUGCGCCCGCCGCAAGCCCGGCGGUUGGGACACGGGCGUGGUGAUGCCUGGGCAGCUGCUGGUUUUCAGCGGCUGCAUGGUGUUCCAGUCUAACGUUCUGGGCAACAUCAAGUACAAGUGCAUAUGGUUCGAGAACGUGGUGUACGUGCGCAAGAAGAAGGUCCUGAGCCUCCCAAACUCCAUCCUGGUCAGACACAACGAUGCCGCGGCCGGCGUCCAGCGCGAGGAGCUGUUCACCUCGUUCCGCCUGGCCAGCAGGCAGCAGGCGUUUGCGCUGCUCUGCCACCAGUGGAGCCUGGCCUGGUGGGGCGGGGCGUGA